This is a messenger RNA of Phalacrocorax carbo (great cormorant), 5195 nucleotides long. The record is from RefSeq and is a predicted model, not a curated record. Lineage: Eukaryota; Metazoa; Chordata; Aves; Suliformes; Phalacrocoracidae.
UUACUUUCUACUGAUAACUGUAUGUAAUAAAAUUUAAUAUUUUAUACCAUUUAGAAAAGGAGUAUGAAAAAUACUUUCCUAAACUACAAAAAAAAAGCAGCAAAACUGGGAGGGGGGGACACGACACACGAGCUUUUUUCUUGAAUGGUUUCAACAUGCAGUAUGCUCUGAACUACAGCAGCCUUUGCAGAACUUCGGUGAUCUCUAAUCAGUUGUUCUGAACACAGAUAACAUCCUUAUACAGCUUUUAAAAGGAGAAAAAAAAAAAAAAAAAGGGAUUUAAACCUCCCGAGCUGUUCUGUACUAACACAAAACAUGCCGUGUAACUCCCACAAAUCGGAAGAGAUCUGUGGAAGCGUGCAAAGGCUUGUUUCGCGUACCCGUACCCGAAGCAGCAGUGUCACGUAACAGACAGCUUCCCACGGCCAACCAGGCUGGCGCAGCCGCGCGUACUACGCGGCAUCUGGGCACGCCGAAGCAUUGGCUCCUCUCUGGGGAGUGGAAGGGGCUCAGUUAUUAAUGACCACUGAGCAGGCAGCACCAUGUCAGUGUGACAACCGAGCGGGUGAACGAUGCACCACUAACCACCAUGGAAACAAGGAGAAAUAAGAAGAGCUAGCGAGCAUCCCUCUCUCUUCCCCCCCCCCCCCCCCGCCCCCGCCGCCUCUCUCCGCUGGAUUGCGAGCCUCAGCCAGCCAGGCAGCAACAGCGCUCUGGCAAACGUAAGGGAUCUCAGCUGGCAGCACAGAGAGUCUCUCAUGUUGUAGGAUAUCAAUAGAUACAUCUUUGUAUUAUAUACUGUUAGACGCACGCACACCAACUCACACACACACAUACAUGAAUGCACAUCUAUUCUGACUCUGGCUUUAAUACAAGUAUGUGGCUACCUGAACUAAGGAAUCAAAAUUACCGAGAUGCAAGAACUCCUCCAGAUCUGAAACUACUCUUAUCAUAGGUGUAACAGUACCUCAGUAUCCCUUCAGAUGAAAAAACAUUCAGUAAAGUCCAUCAGCAUGGAUCUGCGAUUCAUGCAUCAGUGAAAGCCAGAGAGAUUUUACUUACACCAUGAAAAAGACAGGUCAUCCUGUCAUUCCUGCAAACACUAAUCAAUCAUGGGAUUUGAAGUUAAUACUACUAAAUAAAUGAAUUGCUUAAUCUCCUAUGACCAUCUAUACAUACUUCAUCUUCACAAAGCUUAUCAAUUUUAUGUCAUCAAGGACAGAGUGACCUUCAUUUCCACAAAAUGCCUCUUACUACUGGACAAGUUGGUUACAAAUUUAUCACUUAUCCUCAGGAAGAAAGUCCUUCACGAUCAUCAUUUGACAAAUGCAAGUGUGUGUAUUAUCAAUUGACCAGGUCAUACUGAAUUCCAUAACCACAAUUGUGGAAUACGAAAGGGUGUGUUACUUUUCUGAACAUUUGAGCUAAGAUGAAGGACAUGCAACUCAAAAUCAAUUUUCUACUUGGCUUAGUUAUCACUGCACUAGUACAAGCUGUAGAAAAAAAAGCAGACUGCCCAGAGUCAUGUAUAUGUGAGAUCAGACCAUGGUUCACCCCCAGGUCUGUGUACAUGGAGGCUCCCACAGUGGACUGUAACGAUUUAGGCCUUUUUAAUUUUCCAGCCAGACUGCCUGCUGACACACAGGUUCUACUUCUACAGACUAACAAUAUUGCAAAAAUUGAACAUUCAGUAGACUUGCCAGUGAAUUUAACUGGUCUAGAUUUAUCUCAGAACAAUUUAUCCUCAGUGACCAGUAUUAAUCUUAGAAAGAUACCACAGUUGCUUUCAAUGUACCUUGAAGAAAACAAACUUACUGAACUCCCUGAAGAAUGUCUCUCUGGACUCCACAAUUUACAAGAGCUUUAUAUUAAUCAUAACCUGCUUUCUGUGAUUGCACCGGGGGCUUUCAUCGGCCUCAAUAAUCUUCUCAGACUUCAUCUCAACUCAAAUGGUCUGCAAAUGAUCAACAGGAAGUGGUUUGAAGCUACUCCUAAUCUUGAAAUUCUCAUGAUUGGAGAAAACCCAAUAAUCAGAAUCGAAGAUAUGAACUUUAAACCUCUUAUCAAUCUGCGCAGCCUAGUUUUAGCAGGCAUAAAUCUCACUGAAAUACCAGAUAAUGCUCUGGUUGGCCUUGACAAUUUAGAAAGCAUCUCCUUUUAUGACAACAGAUUUAUCAAAGUGCCCCACAUUGCUCUUCAAAAGGCUACAAAUCUUAAAUUUCUGGAUCUAAAUAAGAAUCCCAUUAACAGAAUACGACGAGGAGAUUUUAGCAAUAUGUUGCACCUAAAAGAGUUGGGAAUUAAUAACAUGCCUGAACUUAUUUCUAUAGAUAGUCUUGCUGUUGAUAAUUUGCCAGAUUUAAGAAAAAUAGAAGCUACCAAUAACCCCAGAUUAUCAUACAUUCAUCCAAAUGCAUUCUACAGACUUCCCAAGCUGGAAUCGCUCAUGCUCAACAGCAACGCGCUGAGUGCCCUGUACCGCAGUACAAUAGAAUCCUUGCCUAACCUCAAAGAGGUUAGUAUACACAGCAAUCCCAUUAGAUGUGAUUGUGUCAUCCGCUGGAUUAACAUGAAUAAAACAAACAUUCGCUUCAUGGAGCCAGAGUCCCUGUUUUGUGUAGACCCUCCUGAAUACCAAGGACAGAAUGUGAGACAGAUACACUUCCGGGAAAUGAUGGAAAUCUGUCUCCCCCUGAUAGCUCCUGAAAGUUUUCCAUCUGCUCUGGAUUUAAAAACUGGCAGCCAUAUUUCCUUGCACUGCAGAGCAACAGCAGAACCAGAACCUGAAAUCUACUGGAUAACACCAUCAGGACACAAACUUUUGCCUAAUACUAUUUCCAAUAAAUACUACAUUCAUUCUGAAGGAACAUUAGACAUAAGUGAUAUAACAGAAAAAGAAAGUGGCUUAUACACAUGUAUAGCAACAAAUUUAGUUGGGGCAGACCUAAAGUCAGUCAUGAUUAAAGUGGAUGGCUCAUUCCCUCAGGACAGCCAUGGAUCUUUGAACAUUAAAAUAAAAGAUAUAAAAUCUAAUUCUGUUUUGGUUUCAUGGAAAGCAAGUUCUAAAAUUCUGAAGUCCAGUGUUAGAUGGACAGCCUUUCUGAAAGCUGAAAACUCUCAAGCUGCACAGAGCGCUCGAAUACCAUCUGAUAUAAAGGUAUAUAAUCUUACACAUCUAAAUCCAUCAACAGAAUACAAAAUUUGUAUAGAUAUUCCCACUGUCUAUUCACAGAAUAAGAAAAAAUGUGUCAACGUAACCACAAAAGGACUGGACUUGGCAAUGAAAGGCUAUGAAAAGAACAACAUAAUAGGAUUCCUUGCCUGCCUUGGUGCUCUUUUGGGAAUCAUCUCUGUGAUAUAUCUCUACAGCUGCAUCUCACAAGAGAUGAACUAUGACGUUGGACACAGCUCUCUAAAGAAUUACCUGAAGAAACAAUCCUUUUCACUCAGUGAGCUUUAUCCUCCUCUAAUCAGUCUUUGGGACAUGGGCAAAGAAAAAAGCACCGCAAUGGAAGUAAAAGCAACUAUAAUAGGAGUACCAACCAAUAUGUCAUAAAUAAGUCACUAUAUCACUUAAUUUCUGAAAUAAAAAGCACAUGACUGCAUUUGUGCUGAAUAAAAAGGCAGCAAAAAAAAGUAUUUCUUUUAGGAGCUAGACACCUGGACUUAGCUGCUGCUGACAAAUGGGAAUAGGUACUGACUCAGCAUACGAGAAGAAUUUUAACUAACUGGCUUCUAAGGGUAUUCUACCAACCAAAUACAACUAACUUCAUUUUCUAGAACUUUCAUGGGACUUUUAAGUCUGGAAUACAGUGCAAGUAGCCAAGAACAUUUUCUGUAAUUUUUUUUUUAAUUAUUAUAUAAAAGUAGUGGAACUGAGCAAUACCUCCUCCUGUGCUGUAUUACACACACUAGCCACGAGUUUUUGCAGUGAACAGAUAUACUAGGAUUGACACAUGGUGUAAUGAAAUGGACAAAUUCUGUAGAGUAGACACAGUGAGUAUGUGAAUUUUUUUUAUGAGGAAAAUACAUUUUUGAUUAAAAUCAAAAUAGUUUUUGGCUUGUUUGUUUCUAAAAAACCAAAACAUUCUGGGAGCUCGUGUCUGGGAAUAAACAAACUCAUUCUAAUGUCUGAUAAAAUAUCUCCUUACAUAUUCUCCUGUUAAAACUCCAAUCUGAACAUAUAGGAUAUUUUAGCUGGUUAGGCUGUAUAACUGCAAUAAACCACACAAUUAAAUAUUUUCAUAAAGUACUUACUCAUAAUAAUAACAAUGAUAUUUUACACUUUGCUUAUUGUGGGAGGAAGAAGAGAGAAGGAGGGUGGGAAGGAGUCGUAAGACUGAUAGGGAAAUAGAUUGUUAGCUACUGAUAACAGCAAAUUUUGAGCUGCUUUGGUAUUUUCCCAGAAGCCUGAAAACUGAAUGCAAUGUUUAGACACAGAUAAUAUAAGUCCAAUAUUUUGUCUUCAGUCAAAAGGGUAAUUCACUUAUUAAUAAUGUCUAAACUUGAGGCUGGCCAUACAGGGAACUCAAAUAGCUUGAACAGUUUAAAUGAUAUUAAGGUUUUCAUUCUGGACCUGCAAAUUUCUGUUCAGCAAUAACAACUGACUAGUUUAUAAACCUCCUCAGCUUUUACAAUGUAACAAGCAAUAAAUGACUGACAGAAACAUUAUUAGUAGAAAUGAACUGAAACAAAAUGAAAAGAGAACAAUAAAUACCUGACUACUCAUAUUGAAGCUGAAGUUCUCACGGGAGUAGGACUGGGCCCAUAAGCAGCAAAUGUGCACAAGAAGCUGCUGAUCAGAAUGUUGAUUACAAGCUAAACCCAGUUCUGUUAGGAUGGAAAAAGUGACUACUACUAAGCCCAGUAAAGACAUCUGACCAUUAAGAUACCUGAUGAAAAGAUGUGGUAUCUCCUUAUGAAGAAAGCAACAGUAAAAUUUUUGUGUCAUUUUGGUUCAUAUAUAUGAAAACAAAUAGGAAGAAUGAAAAAAAAUUGUUAACCCUGAAUAUUGUGCUUAAGGAAGUAAAUAUUCACAGAAUGCAUAGGUAGCUUGAAUGACAAAGUAAAAAUAGGAGUAACAAACAUUUCUUGUAAGCCUUUAGUAGACUUUAACAUUCUUUAAACUCUAUAAUAAGAUAUAUUUUAUCUUUCUAGCCUUGGCUGAAGUAAACAUUUCUGUGGAAUCACUGACA